AUGAUGGACGCGGGCCUCGCCCACAAGAAGGCGGGCAACGCGCGCUUCGCGAAGAAGGCCUACGCCGAGGCCAUCGAGAACUACGACCUCGCGGCCGCGGACUUUGAGGCCUGCGGCGCGUCGGCCGCCGGCGAGGCGUCGAAGACCUACGCCAACGCCAGCGAGUGCCGCCUGCGGCUCGGCGACUUCGCGCUCGCGGAGAGCGCGGCGUCGCGCGCGCUCGAGCUCGACGGCGCGAACACGAAGGCGCGGUUCCGCCGCGGCCGCGCGCGCCUCGAGCUCGGCGACUACGAGGGCGCGAUGGCGGACCUGGGCGCCGUCGUCGACGCCGGCGGCGGCGACGAGGCCGAGGCCCUCUUCCGCGAGGCCAUGUCGAAGCAGCGCCUCGCGACGUUCUCGCUCGCGCUGCGCGGCGAGGGCUCGGGCGACGACGCGCUGGGGCCGCGCGACUUCUUCGAGGGCCUCGACGGCGACGGCGCCCUCGCGCGCGUCGUCGACGCCUACCGCGUGGGCGCCCUCGACGACGGCCGGGCGCCGGACGACGCCGCGGGCCUCGACCGCUACCUCGCGGACGCCGAGCGCGGCGGCUGCGUGCCCGCGGGGUGGGACGCCGACGGCGCGGCGCGCGCGCGCGCGCACGCGGCGACGGCGGCGUCCUGGCGCGGCCUCGACCCGUCGAGCGCGACGAUCCGCGGCUUCCAGGACGUCUACGUGUCCGCGGGGCGGCCCCUCGAGCUCUUCCGCGUCCGCGCGCUCGCCGACGCCGUCCGCGAGCGGAACGAGGGCCCCGCGCCACGCGCCGCCCCGCCGCCGGCGCCGCCGCGCGUCGACGCCAAGGCCGCGGCCUUUGAGGAGGCGUUUGGGAAACCAUCGCCCUACGCGCGCCUCGACGUCGAAAAAGCGCUCGCCGGCGGGACCGCGGCCGCCGUCGCCAAGGCGCUCGUCGCGGGCGACUUUGGCACCCACGGCCUCGACGCCGACGUUUACGCCGCGGGCGUCGCGGCCCUCGCGAGCGAGACGGACCGGACCGCCGCGCUCGCGCUCGCGGCCUUCGACCUGCUCGACGGCCGCGACGGCGCGGCGCCCCAACGGCGCCUCGCGCUCGCGGUCCUGAGCGGCCGCGAGGCGGCGGUGGACGACGACGAGGAGCAGCCCGCGGCCUGGCGCGCGGGCGUCGGCAGCGAGCUCAUGGCCGGCGCGUGGGCCAUCGUGGAGUCCGCGCGCGCGGCCAUGGGCUUCGUCGGCAGCCCCGGCGGCGCGGCGAAAAUCCUCAGGGAGGCGCCCUGCUUCCGCGCCGCGGCGACGGCCGAGGCCUGGGACCCGACGGGCGCCUUCUUCGCGGCGGCCGCGCGCCUCGCGCUGACGGCCGGCGCGGACGCGCUGCGGCGCGGCGACGCGGCCGCCGCGGCCGAGGUCACGGCGGGCGCGCACGCGCUCUGGUCCCGCCUCUGCGCGGGCGUCGCGGGGCCGGACCGCGCGCCCCUCGUGGCCCUGUCCCUGCUGCGCGCGCGCGCGGCGGAGCAGCUCGGCGACUUCGCGGCCGCGCGGCGGCUCGUCGGCGCGAACGUCGGCGGCGCGCUGCACCACGUCGCGCUCGAGCGCGGCUUCCUCGAGAGCGAGAACGCGUCGCUCGACAUGGGCGAGGCCGAGGCGGCCGAGGUGCUGCAACGCGUCGCGAAGCGGCGGGGGCCCUUCCCCGAGCGCGACGUGGCGCCCGAGACCGACGGCUGGCGGAGCUUCGACGCGUCGCCGGGCCGCGACGUCGACAACUUCCUCCUCGCCGACGAGGAGCUCACGCUCGUGCUGUGGGAGCGGCGCCUCCGCGCGAGCGGCGCGACGCGGCUCCGGAUCGUCGCGCGCGGCGCCGCGCCCUGCGACGUGCUCCGGGGUUUGGACGCGGCGCUGCCCGGGCUGGAGGCGCUGCGGGUGGACGCGACGGCCGGCGGCGCGCUCCACCUCGCGCCGUUGCUGGACAUGUCGAAGCUCGAGGACCUCGAGGUCCUCGGGCGGGCCUGGGUCGGCCCGCUGCCGCCGGGGCUGCGGCGCCUCGCGGUACAUCUCGCCGCCGCCGUUCGACGGCGACUUGAGCUGCACCGGCAACGCUUCGUCUUUCAGUGCCACUCCGUGGUCCUGUCGGGCUCCGUGGUCCAAGCGGGCGGGCUGCCCUCGUGCCCGUCGGACCGCUAA
Aureococcus anophagefferens is the source of this 2187-nucleotide messenger RNA. RefSeq lists its product as hypothetical. Bases 1 to 2187 code for a protein of 728 amino acids. The record is from RefSeq and is a predicted model, not a curated record. Gene Ontology annotation, molecular function: protein binding. The transcript is spliced from 3 exons. Lineage: Eukaryota; Pelagophyceae; Pelagomonadales; Pelagomonadaceae.